Messenger RNA from Rotaria sp. Silwood1, 4317 nucleotides. NCBI's taxonomy places the organism in Eukaryota, Metazoa, Rotifera, Eurotatoria, Philodinida, Philodinidae. The record is from the annotation of a GenBank genome assembly.
AUGCUCAAUAGAACAUCUGAGGAAUAUUUUGAUUUAGUUAUUCUGAUAUCAUCUCUAUCAAUAUCUUAUUGUCAUACUAAUAUAUCAAUAAUUCGAUCACCGAAUUGGUCUUAUUUUAUUUGUCCUGUAAUGCCAAUAGAAUGGAUGAUUGAAGAAGAAUCUCCUAUUGGUACAAAAAUAGGUAAUAUUAAAGAAAUAUUAUUCAUGAUAAAUAAUAAUUCUCAAUUAAUUGAAAAAAUUCAAAUGAAAUUAAAUAAUAAUAUUGAUACACAAACAUUUCAUUUAAAUUCUUCAACAGGUAUAUUAAUAUCUAAAUUUCGUCUUGAUUAUGAACAAAAACAUAUUUAUUCAUUUUCAAUUAUACUUGAACCUAAUGAAAUUCAUUGUUUAUUGACAAUAUUAAUUAAAUUAAUAAAUAUUAAUGAUAAUUUAAUAGAAUUUGAUAAAAAAUCAUUAAUAUAUAAUAUUAAUGAAAAUAAUCUUAUACCAUUAUAUAUUGGUCGUAUAAAAAUAAUUGAUCAUGAUCAAUUAUUUUCAUUUAAAUAUAAAUAUUAUCUUAAAAAUAUUUCAUCACAAAUUUCAAUUGAUUUAACAACUGGUUCAAUUAUUUUAUUUGAUAAAUUUGAUCGAGAAAUUCAUGGUGAAAAAUUACAAUAUGAAAUUAUUUUAUUAGAUUAUAUUAAUCAAAAAAAUUUAACAAAUAAUUUAAUAAUUAAUAUUAAUGAUUUAAAUGAUCAUGGACCAAUAUUUGAAAAAGAUUUUUAUCAUAUAAAUAUAAAUAAAUCUAGUCAACCUGGAAAAUUUAUAUUUCAAAUAAAUGCAACAAGUUAUGAUCCAAUAAUGAAUGGAAAUAUAAGUUAUUAUUUAAGAAAUUCUUCAUCUAUUUUUUCAAUUAAUAAAUAUACAGGAAAUAUUUAUUUAAAUGAAUAUAUUUCAACAAUAAUAGAAAAUUUUACAUUAAUUAUUGAAGCUAUUGAAGAUGGUAUUAAUUUAACUGAUCGAACAAAUAUUUUUAUAUCGAUUAUAAAUGAUGACUAUAUUUAUUUUCAAUUAGAUAAACAAAAUCAAUGUUUUCUUGAUGAAAAUGAACCAAGUGGUACAAUAAUUUGUACAAUAGGAAAAAAUUCAAUUGAUUUUAUUUAUUAUUUAUAUGAUCCAAUGAAUUUAUUUGAUAUUUUAUCAAAUAAUGCAACAAUUAUUAAUCGAAAAAUAUUUGAUUAUGAAAUAGAUAAACAUGAAUAUAACGUGACAAUUAUUGUACAAGAUCGAAAGAAUCAGUCUAUUUUAUUAUCUUCUAUAAAUGUUACUAUAUAUAUUCGUAAUUUAAAUGAUAAUCCUCCAGAAUUUUUAACAAAAAAUUUUACAAAACUUUUAUAUUUUUAUUAUCCAUUGAUAAAUACAAUACUUUAUAAAAUUGAAUUUAUUGAUAAAGAUCAAUCAAAUUUAACUUAUGAAAUUAUUAAUGAUAUUUUUACAAGUUAUACACUUCAUACAUAUAAAAAUAUUAUUGAACUUAUUCUUAUUAAAUCUAUUAUUCAUAAUCAUGAAGAUAAUUUAAUUAUUCGUAUAUGGGAUGAUAAAAAAAUUUUUUCAGAUUUAAAUCUUAAUAUAAAUUAUUUUCAAUAUAAUAUUGAAUAUCCAAAAAUUUUAUUACAAAAAAUUGAUGGUUAUAUAAAUUUUGAAGAAAAUUUUUUUACAAUUAAUCUUGGUCAAUUAUUUAUUGAAAAUCAUUCAAAAUAUCAAUUUAUUUAUUUUAAUUUAAUAUCAAAUAAAAAUUUUUUUCUAAAACAAUUAACAAAUAAUCAAACUGAACUUUAUUAUAAAUCUUUUCAUCAAAUAUCUUCUAUUGAAUAUCAAAUUUAUUUAAUUUCUAUAGCUAUAAAAGAAUUUAUACCUGAAAUUAUUUUUCAUAAUAAUAAUAAUCAUACAAAAAUUUUUUUUCCAUCAAUAGAAAAAUUACAAACAAUUAAUAUUCAUUUUUUACCUAUCUAUCGUGAAAUGUUAAAUCAAACAAUAUCAUUAAUAAUAAAUAUAAAUUCUAAUAUAACAUAUGAACAAUUUAUUAAUGAUAAUUUACCAAUAAUACGACAAAAUUUAGCUCAAAUUAUUAAUGUACAUAUAAAUCAUGUUCAUAUUUAUACAUAUGAAUUAAAACAAAAACAAAUUGAAUUAUUAAUUGCUAUAUUAGAUUCAACAAUGAAUAAUUAUAUAAAUAAAGAAAUUCUUUAUAAUAAAUUAAAAAAUUCAAAAAAUCUUUUUGAUAAAAUUCUUUUUAAUCAAUGUCAAUUAAAUUCAUGUGAAAAUAAUGGUUAUUGUACUAGUUAUAUUAGUUUAUUAUAUAAUCAAUAUGAAUAUAUUUAUUAUAAUACAUAUCAACGUUUAAUACCAAAAUAUCAAUGGAAUAUAAAAUGUUUAUGUAAAAAUAAUUAUUAUGGAGAACGUUGUCAAUUUAAAUAUACUAAAAAAUCACCAUGUUCAUCAAAUCCUUGUUUAUCAAUAGAAAAAUGUAUUGAAGAAAAUUCAACAACAUAUUCAUGUCAAUGUAUAGAUGAAUUAUGUAAUUAUAAUAAUAUUCUUAAGAAUAAUUCAUUUCAAUGUAUUAAUAUCAAUUCACCAAUAUGUCGAAAUUCAUCAAAUACAUUAACUUUUAAUGGUAAUAGUUUAAUUCAAAUGAAUUUAACUAUGAAUAUAACACAACAAAUGAAAAUAACAUUAAGUUUUCGUACAUAUUCAAAUAAAAGUCAAUUAUUUAAAUUAAUUUAUUUGAAUGAAAAAACUAAAAUAUUUCAUUCAAUAAUUUUAAAAAUUAUUAAUGGUUAUAUUAAUAUUGAAUUUGAUGAAAAAAUUCUCUUAGAAUUAAAUCAAACAUUAAUUAAUGAUGGUUUAUGGCAUGAUAUUUAUUUUUCAAUAGAUUAUAUUCAUAAAUAUUAUCUUAUUCGACUUGAUCAUAUAUUUAGUACUAAAAUAAUAUUAUUACAACAAAUUUAUUCAAAUAAUCUUAAACAAUUAAUAAUUGGUAUUGAUUUUAAAGGUUGUUUAGGUAAUUUAACAUUAAAUAAUCAAAUAAUAUUUUUUCAACAACAAACAAAUAAUAAUAAUAAUUUAAUUGAAUUUAUUAAUAUAAAUAAUAAUUGUCUAUCAUUUGAAAUUAUUCAAGAACAUUUUCAUACGAAUGAUUUUUGUUCAUUAUAUCAUCCAUGUUAUCAUGGUGGAAUAUGUAUGAAUUAUGGAUUAAAUUUUAAAUGUAAUUGUUCAAAACCACGUUUUACUGGUCGUCAAUGUCAAUUAGAUUUAUAUCCUUGUGAAAGUUAUCCAUGUCAAUAUGAUGAAAAAUGUAUACCAUUAUUAUCAAAUUCAAAUAAAUCAUUUAAAUGUGUUGCUAUAUCAGUUAUUUCUUUAUCAAUAUCAAUAAAAAGAUAUGUACUUAUUGGAUUAAUUAUUACAUUGAUUAUAUGUAUUUUAUUAAUAUUAAUUAUUUAUUAUUAUAAAAAACGAAAAGAAAAUUUUAUUAAUGAUAAACCAUUAGUUUCAGCACCAUUACUUAUACAUAAACAAUCAUCAAUAACAAAUCAUAUUGAAAGUUCAAGACAAAGAUUACUUAAAUUAAAUUAUAAUGAAACACAAACUAAUGAAACUAUAACAUUUGGAGAGAAUAAUCAUAGAAAUCCGAUAAUAAAUUAUUUAAAUAAUAGAAAUGAUUCAAAAUAUUAUUUAACUAAAACGACUAUUCCAUCAGAUGAUUUUAUUGUUCAUGAUAAUUCACCUAAUUAUGAUAACACAUAUAUUUCACCAAAAACAGAAUUAUUUGAUUUUUCAUUAUCACCAACACAAUAUUUUAAUAUUCAUAAAUCAGAUAAUGAAAUAAAUUAUCAAAUUCGUUUGAAUUCUUUAUCUGAUUUAACAGAAAAUGAACUUAAUUUAACUGAAUCAUCAAAUACAUCAUCUAAUAAUGAUCAAAUUCUAUUAACAUUUUCAAUAACAAAUCAAAAUCAUAAAUAUUUACGUACUGUUAAUCAUAACAAUAUAUCUAGAUCAGUAACAUCAUUACCAAAACUACCUAUCUAUGCAAGAAUUGUUAAAACACCUAAAAUGAUAAAUAUGUCUGUCAAUAAUAUUGAUUGUAAUCGAUUAAGUAGUUCAUUGACUUCAACUGCAACAUCUCUUCUACAAUCAACCGAAAACGAUAAUAUUGGAACAAAUAAAUCGAAAAUGAAAACAAAAACUAUAAAUCGUUUAAGACAAACAAGUGACUCAGAUAUUGAAAAUCAUAGAAAAAAAUCGAAUACAUUAGCUUCUUUCUUUCAAACUGAUGUAUAA